This is a messenger RNA of Odontomachus brunneus, 3785 nucleotides long. RefSeq names its product cilia- and flagella-associated protein 410. Gene Ontology annotation, molecular function: protein binding. The transcript has 10 exons. The coding region runs from base 189 to 1436 and encodes 415 amino acids. The record is from RefSeq and is a predicted model, not a curated record. NCBI's taxonomy places the organism in Eukaryota, Metazoa, Arthropoda, Insecta, Hymenoptera, Formicidae. Gene Ontology annotation, biological process: cytoskeleton organization.
CCUACUUCACGACUAGUCGUCGGUAAGCCAUUAUGGCGAUCGGAUAGAAGUCACGGUGGUGUCCGUUAGCUCGAAAAAUUCACUGUGAUGGUACACGUUCUCGCGUAGUGAAUCGACUCGCAGUUUCCACUGCACGGAGGAACGUCGAUUUUUUUAUCGCGCAACGACGUACAAACACGAAUGUCACGAUGGUGAAGCUGACCGAGGAGAUGGUCGUGGCUCGUACACGAAUAUCCGACUUCUCCGCCGUAAAGAAACUCAAUUGCUGGGGAACAGAAUUAACGGAUGUUAGCAUCUUGAGGAGAAUGAAGAAUGUGGAGGUAUUGUCAUUGAGUAUAAAUAAUAUUAAUACACUUGCCGAUUUUCAAUAUUGCCACAAGCUUCAGGAUUUAUUUAUAAGAAGAAACAAUAUCAAGGAUUUAAAUGAGAUUUGCUAUCUUCAAGGAUUACCUAAUUUACGGAAUUUGUGGCUUGGUGAGAAUCCGUGUGCGGAGAAAGAAGGAUAUCGAUUAUCAGUGCUUCGAACUUUACCAAAUCUCGAGAAAUUAGAUGAUAAAGGAGUAUCACCUGAAGAAAUACAGACUGCAAUGGCGAUAGGACGACCUUUGGUGCAUCCUCUUGAAAUGGAUACUUCUCCACAGUCAGACGCAGUAAGCCCAGAUGAAAUACCAAUUGAAUAUAUUGAAGAAACUGAAACGGAACAGCCUAGGAGAUACAGUUCUUGUAGCGAUCAGAGAAGUUUUGACGAGACGCAACAGUCGCACGAAGAAUAUGACCCUGACAGAAGAAACGCAAAUUAUAGUGCGUCAUCGUCCCAUCAUUACUCACAAAAUAAUCAGUAUGCAUAUGAGCUACAGAAUGGACAAUCAAAGAAACACAGCAAAGAUGAUACUGUGCGUACAGAGUUGCGUAGCAACAAUGAGACUGCGGCCACUAACACUCUUGAAAUAUCCAAGGAUUAUGAUGAACGCCCAGUAGUAUCGCGACAUAACGGAGAUUACGACGAAAGGCGAGGUUAUUCCGAUUACAGCGGGAACGAAGUAUCUCAGCGUGUUUAUACAUCAACACCCCAACAUCGUACACAAUAUGUUGCCAAUGAAUCCGCAGAUGAUAGACGUAGUGAAAGAAAUAACUCUUAUGACUACGAUGACAGAAUAAAAUUAGAGUAUGAAGAUUCGCAAUCUCAGCUAUCGCAACAAACAAGGAGAAUGGCAAUUAAUAAUGUCGAAAGGGAAGAUACUAGUCAAGUACCUGGCUGGGUAAAACAUACUGAUAAGGACAAAUGCAGAUCUCAAUUUCAUUAUCACAGACGACCAGUAACAAGGAAUUCGAAUAUAUUGUCCGCUGUAUUGUGCCUGGUCAAAGAAUUGGACUACCCGAGUCUGGAAGUGGUAGAAAUGGCUGUUAGAAAUCGAAUGGAUGAACUGGAAGAAUGAUGUUUCUGACACCGUCCCCAAAAUCCACAGGGGACGGUCGCUUUCUCUCAUAUUGGCAGCAUGUCUUCCGUUCCCAGCCCGGAAUUCUCCGACUCUCUUGAUUCAACAAUAACUCCUAACCAAUACACUGAUAACGAUGGAAAUUAUAACAAUCACGAGCAGUACGUAAUCGACCGUCAGUUAUUGGACGAGAAUAACGAGAAAUGUCAAAUUCGACGCAACGGAUGUGCCGAAAAAGUUUGCUCAAUACAAAGUCCAAAAACCGUCUCUAUUGACCCAAGCCCAAGAUUGCUCAGAAGUAAUCAGUCCGUGUAUAAAAUUAAAGACUCUGUAUUAGAUAAUCUGCCGCCGGGAAAUUACGAAGAGAGGAAGAGCAACGACGUAAGACGCGUGGCGAGCAGUGAUAGUAUUCCUCGCGGUAACUAUAACAAUGUUGUUCUAAGCCAGGGAUGCAGAGUUCUGAGCCAAGACUGCGUGAGAAGAUCAAAAAGCCUGGAUGUUAGAAAUACAAUUACGCCCCUUCGUUAUAUUCAAUCGGCGAAAGGAACGUGGACGUAUAAUUUGUAAGUUAGAUUGCAAAUUUAAUGAAUUGCUUUCCUGAAAUAAUGACCUAAAUCUUUGUAAAUGCGACUUUUCUUCUUUCUCUCUCUCUUAACGAACUCUUUGGAGUGGAAAGAAUAGAAUUUAAAUUAAAAACAGAUUAGUAAUUGGUACAAUUUUUUCUCUUUUUUUUUUAAGAUAGAAGAUUAGUCUCACCCAACGUUAUUUCAGGAGAGAGAUAUAUAUGUAAAAUUUACAAAUGAUUGUGAUAUUUCUACAAGGACUAAAGAAAUGAAUUUAAUUGUCUUAAUAUAUUUGUGUAUUACGCGCGUACAUUUGGAACAUGUUGAGAUAAUAAUUUCUGUUAAUAGGAAAUGUUAAAGUUAAAUCUAGCGAAUUCUUGGUUGUACAAGCAUACAGAAAUUUGAUAUUUUAUACUUAAAUAAUUUUCCUCAUCAUCUGUUAAGUGUUUCAAAAUUUUAUUCCCGAUACAAAAAAAAUCUGUCUUAAUAAUUUAUAUUUUAAAAUUUAAAUAUAUCCGCGACAGACACGAGACCUUUCAGAUAUAUAUAUACAAAUUGUUAAAUAUACACGUUAUAAAUACCUCUACCUUAUGUAUAAAACAUAGAAUCAAAGUUAAAUUAUAUGCUCUAUCAAAUAUUUUCUGAGCAAGAACACGUUCCGUGUUUUUACGCGAGCAAGAAAAAUUACUUGAAUCAGUGAUACUCUUUGUGGAUCGACGUUUAAAAAGUGCAAUAAUUUAUACAAUAAAAUAUAAUGCGAAUGUAUGUAUAUAUGUAGAACAUAAUUUCGUAUGCAAAAAGUAUUCUAUAAACGGCUUUGUUUAAAUGUAUGUACAUUUUCCACAUAUAUAAUCUAAUAAUUUACAAUCGAGAUAUCUUCGUACGUCUAUGCUUAAAAAUGUACAUAUAAGAAAGCAAAAAUAUUCUAUAGAUAGCAUUUUUUUUAAUUUGUUAAUGCAAUUGCGGAUACGUACAUUAAUCUUUUUUUUUCUAACUUUCUUCUCUUCUUGAGCACUGUUAUAUGAGAAAAAGGUAAUUUGAUUACAACUUAAAUUGUUUUAAAAAAAUUGUACUUAAUGAAUAGUAAAAUAACGAACAAGGGAGAUGACGAGAAGUAAGAUAACUAGAUAAGAAUGUGUAUUAUAGAUUAACUUUAGACUGACGAACAAGUAGAACAUAUUUUUUUGAGACAAACCCUUCUUACAUUACAUUAACUGUUAACUAUAUGGCAAAAGCAGAAAACAACAUAAGAAAUUAAAUUUAUUCGGCAAUCAGUACACCGUUCCAACCAAGUAAGCCAGCAACUUAUGAUAAUUAGUAUUAAGACGUUUUAUAAUAAUGUAAAACACAACGGCUUUUGUUACCUAGAACCGUCCAUUUACAUUACUUUGUAACGAGUACGCAAUGUUACUUUAUUGUAUGUAAUUACAAAGCUGAUUACUAUAAUUCAAUAUGAGACACCAAGUUUACAUAAAGUAACAAUCCUUCAACAAUUGAAAUAAUGUUAAGUAUUUUUUAUAUAUUCUCACACAUCUUGUAUAUUUUAUCUGCAAUGAACGCGCUAUGAACAUUAUAAAUUUGUGUUUAUGACAAAUUAGUUUUGAAGUCUAUAUUGUUGUUGAUGUCUUCACAAAAAAUGAACUUGAAAUAAUUUAUUAACUUGUCAAGCAAAUGAGAAAUUGUAUCUGCCAACGUAUCUAAUCUGUUCAAAUUGUUAAUUUAAGUUUACAUCGUGCUUCAUGUAAAUAUAUACACUUCCAUUGAAGCAUUAAACCUGUCUACACUA